UUCCGGCCGGUAUUCCCCGUAAGCCUGGUAUGACUCGUGACGACCUCUUCAAGAUCAACGCUGGUAUCGUGCGAGACCUGGCCAAGGGUAUUGCCGAGUUCUGCCCCAAGGCCUUUGUUCUGAUCAUCUCAAACCCUGUUAAUUCCACUGUACCCAUCGCCGCAGAGGUGCUCAAAGCUGCUGGCGUCUUUGACCCCAAGCGCCUCUUUGGUGUCACCACUCUGGAUGUCGUCCGUGCAGAGACCUUCACACAGGAGUUUUCGGGCCAGAAGGAUCCUUCCGCUGUCCAGAUUCCGGUUGUGGGCGGCCACUCUGGCGAGACCAUCGUCCCCCUUUUCAGCAAAGCUACCCCCGCAAUCCACAUCCCUGGAGACAAGUAUGACGCAUUAGUCCAUCGCGUCCAAUUUGGUGGAGAUGAGGUGGUUCAGGCUAAGGAUGGCGCUGGUUCCGCCACCUUAUCUAUGGCCUAUGCUGGCUACAGGUUUGCCGAGAGCGUCAUCAAGGCCUCGAAGGGCCAGACGGGUAUUGUUGAACCUACCUUCGUCUACCUUCCCGGAAUCCCUGGCGGUGAUGAAAUCGCCGAGGCAACUGGCGUAGACUUCUUUUCUACUCUUGUAACCCUUGGGACCAACGGCGCAGAGAAGGCUAGCAACGUCCUCAAGGGUGUGACCGAAAAAGAGAAGAAGCUUCUCGAUGCAUGCACAAAGGGCCUCAAGGGUAAUAUCGAGAAGGGCAUCGACUUCGCCAAGAACCCACCACCAAAGCUUUGAAGCAUGAGACGAUUAUGAAGACGAAUGGAUGAGCGUGGCGUCGUGUCAUGCCGUGUAGGAUUGUGGGAGAAGAUAGUACGGACUUGAAGAAAUAGAUUGUUAUCCUCGUAUCUGCAGACGUUCGUCUCUGUGCACCGUAGGCGCGGGAAGAAAGAGCUGUGACCGCAUUUUAGAGCAUGAGUUGACGCUGUUGCCUAGUUCAACUCGUGCUGGACUAGAGCUUCCUUACAAUUCUGCAGCAUGGCUGUAGGGUUGUCUGCCCUACCCAUAUAGACAGGCAUUUCGGAUACAUACAGGUCAACCGUUCACAUUCAACUUAUGAUUUGGGUUGAACUGUCUUGAUCUGAAAUGUUGCCCCCGGAAGCUCACCCGUCUCCGCCUGAACAGUAGUAUUAAUCCCCAGGUUUGAUAGAGCGCCGCGAAUGACACCACACGGAAACCAUAGGUAC
Aspergillus alliaceus is the source of this 1219-nucleotide messenger RNA. RefSeq names its product lactate/malate dehydrogenase. The coding region runs from base 30 to 770 and encodes 246 amino acids. The record is from RefSeq and is a predicted model, not a curated record. Gene Ontology annotation, molecular function: L-malate dehydrogenase (NAD+) activity. Lineage: Eukaryota; Fungi; Ascomycota; Eurotiomycetes; Eurotiales; Aspergillaceae. The transcript is spliced from 6 exons. Gene Ontology annotation, biological process: tricarboxylic acid cycle. Gene Ontology annotation, cellular component: cytoplasm.